GUCGCAGCUGAUGGAGAUGCUGAGCGGAGGAUCACUUUUCAUGGUUUCCUCUGAACCCUCCGGACGGAUCAGAGCGGCUCCGCGCGCCGCGCCGGACCUGCCCAGGGCCCCCCCACACUCCCCCCGCUAGGAUCGGAACUUUCCCCCCUCUUUGCUGGACCGUUCUGGGACUGGGAGCGAGUCAGGCGCAGUGGGAUGGGUGUUGCACCAAGAGAGGAGCCGCUUUAGUUUCAGCCUGGAUUGUGGAGAGCAGCCGCCCGCAGAGCCCGCAGCGCCCGCAGAGCCCGCAGCGCCCGCAGAGCCCGCAGAGCGCCCCAUCCUCCGGGUCUCCCCCCGUAGCGGUAAUGUUAGCGGUGGGUCAGAUGGACGGGUCCCGACAGAGCGCCUUCCUCCUCAGCACCCCGCCUCUGGCAGCUCUGCACAGCAUGACCGAGAUGAAGACCCCCCUGUACCCGGCCUACCCCCUCUCCUCCACCUGCCCCAACUCCUCCACCUCUCCUGCCACCAUCUCUCCCAACCCCGGCGGCAUGGCCGCGUCUUCCCCCGGGAUCAAGACCUCCUCCGGGCUGUCUUCGGGCCUGGGCUCCCCGCAGCAGUGCUCCUCCGCCACCCCGCACGGGAUUAACGACAUCCUGAACCGGCCCGCCGCCUCCGCUGCCGGGGCCACGGCGGUGGUAGCGGCCGCCGUGGCCUCCUCUUCAGCGGGGAUCCUGUCCGGCCUGCCCCGGUUCGGCAGCCUCAGCCCGCCGCCGCCUCCCGGGCUUUACUUCAGCCCCGGCGCCGCGGCUGUGGCCGUGGGCAGGUACCCGAAACCUCUGGCGGAGCUCCCGGGGAGGACGCCGAUCUUCUGGCCGGGAGUGAUGCAGGGAGCGCACUGGAGGGACGCCCGGUUCGCCUGUUCGCCCCAUCAGAACUCGGUUCUGUUGGACAAAGAUGGGAAAAGGAAGCACACUCGGCCCACUUUCUCCGGACAGCAGAUCUUUGCGCUGGAAAAGACUUUUGAACAAACCAAAUAUCUGGCCGGACCGGAGAGAGCGCGGCUGGCCUACUCUCUGGGGAUGACCGAGAGCCAGGUGAAGGUGUGGUUCCAGAACCGGAGGACCAAGUGGAGGAAGAAGCACGCGGCGGAGAUGGCCUCAGCCAAGAAGAAGCAGGACUCAGAGACCGAGAGGCUCAAAGGCACUUCGGACAACGAGGAGGAGGACGAGGACUACAACAAACCUCUGGACCCGAACUCUGACGACGAGAAGAUCACACAGCUGCUGAAGAAACACAAGCCGGCCUCCGCGCUGCUCAUGCACACGUCUGAAAACGACAGCUCUUAAUCCGGACUCAGGCCUAAUCCCGCGGAGGGAAUCAGGACCUCAUGGAUUGGGUUCACUUUGGAGCGAAGCUGCUUGUUUUCCUGGAGGCGGAGGGAGGACUGGCCUUUCCACCGAGGAGACUUUAGCUGUAAAUACAGUCUGAUCCAUAGAAAAGGAUUCAUUUAUCUGUAGUUUCUUUAUUUCAUUUGAUUUUCGGCUUGUUUUGUACAGAGAUGCUGCUCCCAGACCAGCCCUUUUAUUUCCAUCUGUUUCCGCCUGUCCCUGAACGCCUCAUGAGCUGUCCGAUAAAUGACACAUCCCUGUGGGAGCGGCCCGCCGCGGCUUCAUGUAAAGCACUUUUAUUUAAUAAAAACACUUUUAAUCCAAACCAACGUUGGACCAAUCGGAACAA
Molecule: messenger RNA, 1716 nt
Organism: Cyprinodon tularosa
Lineage: Eukaryota; Metazoa; Chordata; Actinopteri; Cyprinodontiformes; Cyprinodontidae
Gene: nkx6-1
Product: NK6 homeobox 1
Exons: 3
Coding region: 345-1325 (326 amino acids)
Biological process (GO): regulation of transcription by RNA polymerase II; cell differentiation
Cellular component (GO): nucleus
Molecular function (GO): DNA-binding transcription factor activity, RNA polymerase II-specific; RNA polymerase II cis-regulatory region sequence-specific DNA binding
Source: RefSeq, a predicted model, not a curated record